Eurytemora carolleeae is the source of this 2663-nucleotide messenger RNA. Its product is annotated as dopamine N-acetyltransferase. The record is from RefSeq and is a predicted model, not a curated record. The coding region runs from base 251 to 1069 and encodes 272 amino acids. Lineage: Eukaryota; Metazoa; Arthropoda; Copepoda; Calanoida; Temoridae. The transcript is spliced from 8 exons. Gene Ontology annotation, molecular function: N-acetyltransferase activity.
UUGAAAAACUAAGUCUGAAAUCCAUGAUUACCAAAAAUUCUCUAUAAUUUUGGACCAAUUCUGUGGAAUUUCUCGAGAAUUUCCAAGAAAUCAUUCACAAAAGCUUGUCCUCGAGAAAUUUCGCGGAAAUUCUUCAAAGCAAGUCACGUCACCAAAACAGGAAAACUCGGGAAAAUUCCUCACUUUUGUUACCUGGGGUGGUAGCAGCAAUAAUUUGAGUCUAUAUAAAAUUUAAGAAUGCUCGAGAAUUAUGAGGAAAAUCCGGGAACAAGAAAACAAAAUCCAAGAACCAGUCUCCUUCCUCAAAUUGGCUCCAAAGGUUAAACCUCCUUUGAUGGAGAGAAAAAACUUAGCUCGUUCUUCUCAUUCAAAAGUUCCCAACUCAGUGAGCAUGAAACUGUUAAUUAAACCAGAAAAUGAUAUUAUCAGGGAGGCUUCGGAGAAUGAAGUGGAUGAUAUUAUAAACUUCAUAAACAACUAUUUUCUACCAAAUGAACCAAUAAAUAAGUCUAUACAGCUAAGCAUGGACGGUUACAGGAUGCCAUAUUUUGAUCGUUGGUUGAGAGUCAGAUUAGAAGGUCCUAGAAAUGUUACUCUUGUAGCUGUAGAUGGAGAUAACCAGUUGAUGGGAGUCCUUGUAGCUACAAUACUCAGCAGAGGUGAGCAUGUUACUGAUCCGGAGGAGCUCACAGCCAAUAGAUCGGAUAGAUGUUCGGAAAAGUUUAAGAAAGUUCUAGAUUUUUUAGAAUGGUUUGAAUCUGCAGCUAUGAAACAGAUAGAUGAACCUGAAGAGAGAGUAGACUGUGCAAUUCUAUCCUGCAGAGAUGACCGGCGUAUUCCUGGUCUAGGAACUGCUUUACUAAACAAGAUGCAGGAGUUGGCUCGAGCUAAAGGAAUAAAAUAUCAGACAGUUCUUACAACAAGUUUUUAUUCGGCUAGAAUAUGCCAGAAACUUGGGUUCGAGGAAGUUUUUUCUUUUCCCUACACAGAUUACAAGGUUGAUGGUAAAGUCGUCUUUGAUACAGAAGAACCACACACUCACAGCAAGUUCUGGUUACUCAAGGAAUAAUAAAAUAAAAUAAAUAAAAUUGAAAUUUAUCAAUUUAUAUUGAUUUCUAAACUAGAUGAAAAAGUUAUAAAAAAAUGUUAUAGUAAUUAUCUAAAAAACGUGUAAUGGGGCUUAAGGAUGACAAAAGACAAACUAAAUUAAUUUUGUCACUGUCUCAUUCUUGCUAAUAGAAGGGGAAAAACAUUUAAAAAAUUAGUUUGUAAAAAUUUCUGUAAAACUAUUAAAAAACUUUUUCUUAUUAGUAAAAUUCAAAAUAAGGUUAAUCGCCAAGGUCCGUGUCAUAGAUUAAUAAAAAUACAGAUAGAACACUGAUGUUUUCUUUUCAAGAGUUAGGGGUUUUUGUUCACAAUAAUCCUAAGGCAGCCAUGCGCUUACAACUUCUUUAAGCUUCUGCCUCAUGGUUGUUGUGAUCGAAAAACCCCUAAAUCUUGAAAAAAUGACAUCUAGUAGUCUAUCUUUAUUUGUUAUUUAUCUAAGGUCCGCAAUUUUUGAAGACAUUUUUCUAUUAACAACUAAUACGGGUCACUUAUAUAAUGAGACAUACGGGUCACUUAUAUAAUGUCAGUUUUGAGAUUUAUUUAAAAAGUACCUUUUACACACUACAACGACUUAAAAGACUUUUUUGAUAAAAAUGUAUUCAUUUUCCAACUAAUUGAUUUUUUCAGCUUAAGUCUUGAAUACUGGCGACAUCUUUGAAUGUUUAAUUAUGUUUUAUUGUGAACAGAACUAGCACAAAAUAGAAAAUGUAAAAAUUACAUUAGUUUUAAAGAAGCUGUUCAGACAUGUUAUUUAACAGCACACAAAUCUUAUAUUUGAAAAUAAUUAAAACCUAAUUUUUUUAUUUAGCCAGCUGACAAGUAAAAAUACAAUUUUUCAUCAUUUAAUUUUAAGCAAAAGUAUAUUUAAAAUGAAAAACACAUUUGUAAAGAAAGAGCUUCAUGCCGUAAAAAAAUAAAGUUAAACCAAUGGUUGUAAACAAGGUUGUAACUCUGAAUGUGCAUAUUUAGUCAAACUUAAAAAAAUUAAAAAAGGUUGUAUUAGCACGUGAUUUCAUAUUGUAUAUCAAAUUGUAGCCACGAAGUAGCAUUAUUAUAAUGAUGCUGUAGGAAAAUUUAAAUUAUUGUCUUAUACAUAUUUUAGCACUAAAUGUGUGUUCUAACUAAUUUCCAAACCAUUUUAGCAAUUGCAAUAUAUAUGUAUAUAAACUUGUAGAAAUGUAAAUAUUUGAAUAUUAUAAUCUUGAUAUUUGAAUUUCUUCAAAUAUGUGCAAGAUUGCAAAUACAAAAUAUCAAUCUAAAUAUUUCCGAGUCAUCUAUUAAUUAGCAAAGAACUUUACAUAUUUGCACAUAUUUUACCAAUACAGACUCUCUUGGUUGUCAACUAUAGUUACCAAAUUGAGUCUUUGUCACAAAUUCUGAUUUUCUAAUUUAUAUUUCUUAACAACCGGCCCAAUUUCAUUAUAGAUCUUUAAUAUGUCAAACUAUAAAUUCUGUUGGUUAAAAGAUCCAAGUUUGAUAUUUAAAGGUUUACGCCAUUCACGGGCGUCUCGCAGCCGUAGUACAUUUGAAUUUCCUAGCCGGGUCAACCUUUCCGG